Euleptes europaea (tarantolino) is the source of this 1289-nucleotide messenger RNA. RefSeq names its product ephrin B3 (gene EFNB3). The coding region runs from base 1 to 1017 and encodes 338 amino acids. Gene Ontology annotation, biological process: axon guidance; ephrin receptor signaling pathway. The record is from RefSeq and is a predicted model, not a curated record. Gene Ontology annotation, molecular function: ephrin receptor binding. Lineage: Eukaryota; Metazoa; Chordata; Lepidosauria; Squamata; Sphaerodactylidae. Gene Ontology annotation, cellular component: plasma membrane. The transcript has 5 exons.
AUGGCUCUAGGGAGCUCUUGGGUUGGAUUUUAUAUCGGGCUGCUCUUCUCUUUGCUGGAACUCUGGUUUAUAGAAGGGCUGAGCUUGGACCCCAUUUACUGGAACACCUCCAACAAAAAGUUCCAGAACGAGGGCGGCUACGUCUUGUACCCCCAGAUCGGCGACCGCCUGGACCUCAUCUGCCCACGCUCGGUGCCACUGGGCCAGUUCUCCACCGAGGACUACGAGUAUUACAAGCUCUACCUGGUCCAGACGGAGCAGGCGGAGCGCUGCGAGAUCCUGCGCACCCCCAACCUGCUGCUGACCUGCGACCGGCCUGAGCAAGACAUGCGCUUCACCAUCAAGUUCCAGGAGUACAGCCCCAACCUCUGGGGUCACGAGUUCAAGACCAACCAGGACUAUUACAUUAUUACGACGUCCGACGGCACCAACGAAGGGCUGGAGAACAUGAAGGGGGGUGCCUGCCUGUCAAAAGGCAUGAAAGUGGUCUUGAAAGUUGGCCAGCAUCCCAACACGGGCUCGAAAUCCCAGAAGUCAGUUCCAGACACGCCCGCUGAGAAGGAGCGAGGGACUUCAGGUGCUGCCGAGCCCAGCAAGGAGAUGAACCCAGGACCCCCGACAGGAAACACCACGGGCAAGGUAGGGGGAGAGAACGGCCCCCUGCCUCAGUCCAACGUGCCGAUCAUCGCUGGGGCCGCCGGGGGAGCCGCCUUCGUCCUGCUGGUGGCAGCCGCUGUGACGGGAGCCCUGUGUUAUCGCCGCCGGCAGGCCAAGCACAGCGAGUCGCACCACCCGCCUUUGUCGCUCAGCACCCUGACCAGCCCCAAGAGGGGGGGCGGGGGCAGCGGGGGCAACAACAACGGCUCCGAGCCCAGCGACAUCAUCAUCCCGCUCAGGACUUCAGACAGCGCCUUCUGCCCCCACUACGAGAAGGUGAGCGGGGACUACGGCCACCCCGUCUACAUCGUCCAGGAGAUGCCGCCGCAGAGUCCGGCCAACAUCUACUACAAAGUAUGAGCGGGAGGGGGCAGCCGAGCGCCCUCCGCUUGUAUCGCCAACCCCGAGGUGGGGAGGGGAGAACUCAGCACUGCUGGGGUGGACGGGACGAGCCACCCCGCAUCCCUCCCCUCUUGCCCCAGACGCUUGACAACGGGGUCAGUGCCUGAGCCGUCCUCCAGAAAUCAGGGGGGUUACUGGGACACGGAUCAUUUUCUCCCAGCGAUCGUCCCCUUUCACCGGAUUGUGGCCUGGCUAGGAUUGACAGAACAAGGAAUCCAACCUCCCCACUU